Molecule: messenger RNA, 860 nt
Organism: Medicago truncatula (barrel medic)
Lineage: Eukaryota; Viridiplantae; Streptophyta; Magnoliopsida; Fabales; Fabaceae
Product: pollen-specific leucine-rich repeat extensin-like protein 1
Exons: 2
Coding region: 39-722 (227 amino acids)
Source: RefSeq, a predicted model, not a curated record
AUAAUCCUUCAUCCUAGCUAAGCAAAGAGAUACUUAGCAUGGGAAUUAGAUACUUAGGUUUUGCAAUAUUGGUGCUUGCUACAAGCAUCUUAGUGUUAGGGAUCACUGCGUCGGAUGUUGAUAAAAAAGGAUGCUCAUUUCGUACUAGGGCAGCCAUUUUGCUUGAAUGUGCUGAAUACAUCCAAAUCUUAGGGCCAGAAAUUCCACCUUCGUAUGCGUGUUGUGCAGUUAUGAAAACGGCUGAUAUCCCUUGCCUCUGCAAACAUAUACCCAGAAAUAUUGAGGUUAUUAUCAGCAUGAAAAAAUUUGUGGAUGCUGCUCAUACUUGUGGAAGUGAAAUUCCUCCACCAGGAGGCAUGUGUGGAAGUUAUAUUAUUCCUCCUUCUUCUCCCGAGGAACCACCGGUUCGACCUUCACCUCCGCCACCGGAAUCUGAGUCUCCUCCGUCUCCUGAAGAACCUUCUCCUCCUGAGGAACCACCAGUUCAACAUUCACCUCCACCACCGGAAUCUGAGUCUCCUUCGUCUCCAGUUGAACCUUCUCCUCCUGAGGCACCCGUAGUUCAACAUUCUCCUCCGCCACCGGUUCAUAAUUCUCCUCCAUCUCCUGUUCGUCGUUCUCCUCCUACGUCCCCUGUUCGUUCACCUAUUAGUCGUUCUCCUCCUAAGUCCCCUAUUCGUCGUCCUCCUCGUUCUCCCCGUCGCUCUCCUCACAUGCCUUGAACGAUAAUAUUCAAGGCGCACAAUUUGAUCAAUUAGUUUUGGCAUCUAUUUAUAAAUAGUGAAUAAAUUGAUCAUAGUUUAAAUAAUAAAAUGUAAUAAUCUUUUAUGUUUAAAAAAAAUGAAUAAAUAAAUUGAUCA